ACUGUCAAAUGGGUUUUUUGUCAAAAUGGCGUUUAGCUUUCCAGCCUUUUCUUAUAUUAUAGCUCUAAUUGUAGACGCUUUUCUUAUAUUUUUCUCGAUAUUUCAUGUCAUAGCAAUAGACGAGUUAAAGACCGAUUACAAAAAUCCCAUUGAUCAAUGCAAUAGCCUUAAUCCCUUGGUGUUACCGGAGUAUUUGCUGCAUUUAUUUAUUAACAUACUUUUCCUGUUAUCGGGAGAAUGGAUUUCAUUGUUAAUAAACGUUCCACUGAUUCUGUAUCAUAUACACAGGUAUCGUACAAGGCCUGUAAUGUCCGGUCCAGGUCUAUAUGAUCCAACGAGUAUAAUGAAUGCUGAUGUGUUAACUGUAUGUCAAAGAGAAGGUUGGAUCAAACUUGCAUUUUAUUUGCUGUCAUUCUUUUUAUACCUUUAUGGAAUGAUAGUUGUGCUGAUUGCAGUUUGAAAAUAAAAUCAAUUCCUUAAAUAAUUAUUUAUUAUUAGUAUCCCUUAAGGAGCAUCAUGUCAAGUUUGAACAAGCAGUUGUUGUGUAGACUUAUAGUCCACUCUAAAGUAUUUUGAUAAUAAAAUUUAUAAUUUAUAAUGUU
Molecule: messenger RNA, 602 nt
Organism: Vanessa atalanta (red admiral)
Lineage: Eukaryota; Metazoa; Arthropoda; Insecta; Lepidoptera; Nymphalidae
Gene: cni
Product: protein cornichon
Exons: 4
Coding region: 26-460 (144 amino acids)
Biological process (GO): endoplasmic reticulum to Golgi vesicle-mediated transport
Cellular component (GO): COPII-coated ER to Golgi transport vesicle; endoplasmic reticulum membrane
Source: RefSeq, a predicted model, not a curated record